AUGAAGUACCAUUCCCUUCUUUUGCUGGGUGUUUAUCUCAGCAGAACAUACGCCCAUCACCAUGGCCAUCACCAGGAUCAUCACUAUGAUCCCCACUAUGAUCCUCACCAUAAUCCUCACCAUGACCCUCACCGUAAUCCUCACCAUAAUCCUCACCAUGAUCCUCACCAUGACGAUCACCACGACCGCCACCGUGGCCACGAUAUAGGAGGCGUACCUGCUGUCAGCACCGUAAUCCUCACUGUGACCCCAGUUCCAUCUGUGGCCCUUCCGCCUCUAAAGCCUUCGCCAAGUGCUUCUGGAAUCAGCUCUCUCGUCUCGAAGCCUUCGCCAAGUGCUUCGGGAAUUAGCUCUAUCGUCUCGAAGCCUUCGCCAAGUGCUUCAGGAAUCAGUUCCGUCGUCUCGAAGCCUUCACCAAGGACAGGUGCCGGGACCGGAUCUGGCGGUCACUAUGGACAUGAGGUUGCGGAUCCAAAUGCUCCGCACGACCACCCCACCGGCAGCACUCCUCCCUCUGCAAGCACGUCUGUUGGGAACGCCACGACAGUUGGAAACGCCACGUCAGGCGGCCAUUUUGGACAUGAGGCUGCGGACCCAAAUGCUCCCCACGAUCACCCCAUUGGCAGCACCCCCAGCUCUGGAAGUACGCCUGCUGGAAACGCCACGGCCAGCGGCCAUUUUGGACAUGAGGUUACAGAUCCGAAUGCUCCGCAUGAUCACGAGAUCGGCAUCCCCACCCCCUCUGCAAGCACUUCCGUUGGAAACGCUACGACCGGCACCCAUUUUGGACAUGAAGUUGCGGAUCCGAAUGCUCCACACGAUCACAAGAUCAGCAGCACCACACCAAUCGUCCCAGCUUCAAACAGUUCGGCUGCCGCGUAUACCGCCACCGCCAGUGCAGGCCACGGUCAUGGUGCGGGAAAUGCGAGUGACGAUCAUGGUCAUGGUUCGGGGAAUGCGAGUGACGGUCAUGGUCAUGGUUCGGAUGUUAUUGCGCCUCCUGCAGCCACAUCCACGGCUGGGGCCGAUCCCGACCAAAUUCCAGCCAACAUCUUCAUCGAGCCGGCGUUGAACGGAGAACACGGGGAAGGCAAAGCGCUUACCCCUGGCGGGCGACUUGUUACCUUGAAGUACGGUCCGUAUAAGGUGGACGCGGAAGGGAUGGUAUCGAAUCGGCCGCAGAUGAACAUGGAGAAGCCGUGCAGUGACUGCUAUAUUGUCGCGCUGCAGGCGGGAUUGCGGUACGAGGAUGGAACGGUGGCUAAUGUCGACAGUGGAGCGUGGCUGCACCACAUGGUGCUUUACCUCCGCGGGACUGGGAGGAAGGAUCUUGUCUGCGGUGGAACGCUUGGGAUCUACCCUCAACGAGUUUAUGCCUCGGGCAAUGAACGCGUCACCAGCCGUCUCAACAACCAUUACAAAUACGGCCUCCACGUCGGACAGGAAGAUUCCCUAGGUAUGAUCUACGAUCUCAUGAAUCAGGACACUACCGGAAAGACCUACUACCUCACCCUCACCUACGAGGUCGUGGACGGCGCCGCAGCUCAAGGCUACAAGGCUGCCGAGAUGGCUUGGCUCGACAUCACCGGCUGCGGUAUCUCUGAGUACCCUGCCCGCGAAGGCCUCUACGAAGUGAAAUCCGACGGCUGGAAUUCCACCAUCAACGGCCGCCUCCUCUCCGCCUCGGGCCACGUGCACAAUGGCGGCACUGAGACCGUCAUCUACCAGAACGGCGCGCCGAUCUGCGUCUCGAAGCAGUUCUACAAUACGAAGCCGGGCUUCGCGGCGACCGGGGCAGGGCACUCGCAUGGCCGGAAGACGAAGAGGGAGAGCGGGUUAAAUAUCAGUGAGGCACAGACAUGUUUGAAUUUUGCGGAUAUCAAGGUUGGGGAUACGUUGGUGGUGGGGGCGAAGUAUGAUACGGUGAAGUAUCCAUUGGAUCAGGAUCAUCAUGGAGGUGGUGGGCCGUCUGACAUCAUGGGUAUUAGUAGGGUGUAUAUCGGGAACUGA
Eremomyces bilateralis CBS 781.70 is the source of this 2010-nucleotide messenger RNA. RefSeq lists its product as uncharacterized. The record is from RefSeq and is a predicted model, not a curated record. The transcript is spliced from 5 exons. The coding region runs from base 1 to 2010 and encodes 669 amino acids. NCBI's taxonomy places the organism in Eukaryota, Fungi, Ascomycota, Dothideomycetes, Eremomycetales, Eremomycetaceae.